Ceratitis capitata (Mediterranean fruit fly) is the source of this 1075-nucleotide messenger RNA. RefSeq names its product ER membrane protein complex subunit 2. Gene Ontology annotation, biological process: protein folding in endoplasmic reticulum. The coding region runs from base 119 to 1000 and encodes 293 amino acids. The record is from RefSeq and is a predicted model, not a curated record. Gene Ontology annotation, cellular component: EMC complex. Gene Ontology annotation, molecular function: protein binding. The transcript is spliced from 5 exons. Lineage: Eukaryota; Metazoa; Arthropoda; Insecta; Diptera; Tephritidae.
UUUCAAUAAAGCUCUGCACUGUGGAAAUUUGACGUUUCAAUUAGGCUCAUUGCUGAUUGUAUUAAUUUGUAAUAAAUUAAGUUACAAAUAGAAAAAAAAGUGUAUUUGAUAACAUAUAAUGACAUACAAUUUCAAAGAAAUGGGUUGGACAGAUGUUCGGGAUCAAUUUAGGAAAUGGCGAGAAAAUAAUGAACGCUGCAGUGACGAUGUAAUUCAAUUGUGGGAAGCAGUUUUGGAAACUCGCGUACAAAAGACUGGAAAUGAAAGGCAUCUGAUAUUAGAGCAAGUUAUUAUUGCUGCUUUCGACACGUCACGUCUUGAUAUCGCAAGUAAAUGUAUUCAAUUACUGAGCACAGAGUUUCCUGAGAGCUUACGCGUAAUGAAGUUUGAGGCUAUGCGUUUGGAAGCUAUGCAGAUGUAUGACGAAGCUCUUGAGCUUUUGGAUGAAAUUAUUGCAAAGGAUGAAACAAAUGCAGCUCCACGGAAGCGGAAAAUAGCAAUACUGAAAGCAAAAGGAAAGCGGGUUGAAGCCAUUAAAGAUUUGUGUGACUAUUUAAAAAUAUUUAUGUCUGAUCAAGAAGCAUGGCAUGAGCUUUGCGGAUUGUAUUUGGCGGAAGGUGAAUAUUCCAAGGCAGUUUUUUGCAUGGAGGAAGUUUUACUACAUAAUCCACACAGCCAUCUUAUACAUCAGCGGAUUGCGGAAAUACGAUACACCAUGGGUGGAAUGGAAAACAUAGAAAUCUCUCGCACGUAUUAUUCUCAAGCGCUGAAAUUGAAUUCAAAUAAUUUGCGUGCUCUUUACGGUCUAUAUCUAUGCUGCAGCUACAUUGCCAAUUCACGCGCCUUGGGUUCGAAACGUAAGGAAGCCCAAAAAAUGGCCCAUUGGGCAUUGGAGACUGCGGCAUUGCGAACAACAAAAUCAUCGAAAAUUAAUAGCAACGAUAAGUUGAUAUCGAGUCUGGAAAGUACAUUAGCCAGCUUAGAUAUUAAGUCUAAUUGACAUUAUCCUAAAAUAUUGUUAGUAAAUUCGUAAAAUCACACAUAUAGAUAAUAUAAAAAAUCAUUCAACUGAUUA